AUGAGUUCUGAUCAAAGCGAUCCAAAAGAAAUCGAAAAGCGUGGAGAGGAAAAUCAGAAUGAGACUGUCGAGGAAGAUCGAGGAGUCGGGGAAGAACUCGCAGACGAAGAACAAAAUGACGACGCCGAACGCAAUGAAGAUGAUGUUGUCCACAGUAAGUUGUGACUUAAUUUACACCAUUUUUUUCAGCCGUACACACUUUGAACUCUUUUUUUUUCCAUUUGAAAGAAUAAUUUUGCGGAAAGACAGUUAGAAUUUUUUUAAACGGUUCUAGUCAAUCCUUCCCUACUUUAAAAGCAAAAAAGGCAAAAAAGUAGGCGGGACACGUAACGUGUGCGCUCGCGGUUCUUGGCCCGAGUUCAAUUUGAACGACACAGACUGUUUAAAAAAAACCGGUCACGGCUCUUUUUGUACCUAUUUUACUAUUUUCUAGUGCAAAAAUGAAACAAAUCAAUUAAUAAUUGGGAAAGAAAUGAAAAGAGCUAUAAACGAGUUCUCAAAAUAAUUGCUGGUGGGUGAAUUAAACUCGUGCCAAGAACCGCUAACGAACACGCUACGCGUCCCAAACACUUCUUCCUUGCCUUUUGAGUCGGGAAAAAUUGACUAAAUCUUCAAAGUUGGUUGUGUCCCACAUUUAAAGGCGUUCUACUUGAAAAGUAUUUCUCCCAAUUUCGCAAGAAAGCUUUACAGAGUGUAUAAUCUGUGUACCACGACUUGGAAUUUCACCGAAAGACAUUCCGCUGUUCCGCUGCGCGCCUUUAAUUUUUCAUUUUACUUGAGAACUCGACCAACACGUGUUCCUAGUGGGACAGUUCAUCUAUUAGAAAUGAGAACCAGUUCAAAGCGAGACCGAGGCUCUCAAAGACGCUUCGCAACGAAGCAAAACAGCGGAAUGUCGUUCGGUGAAAUUUCAAGUCGUGGCACACAGAUUAUAAGAAGUUGAAAGAAAUUUUAAAAAAUUUAUAGGCCGCGCGGACUAUGAAGCUCCUCUCUCUUUGAAACCAAUGAACAUCAUCGAUACUUUGAUCUGGCUGUUCCCGGUGCUGCCGGAAAACCGGCAAGACGACGAGAGAGUUCUCGCGCGAUUCGCGGGAGCUGUCGAGCAAGUCGUUUAUCGACCUGAAAAUCAGGAUCUGCACCUCGUGAGUUUUAAUCCUGAUUUUCGCCGUUUCAUUUUUCCCUACUUACAAUAGUUAUACUAAGGUUGAGUCGGCUCCUCCAAGCUCUCACGGAAGUUUCGACAUUUCCGAAUACCUCGAACAAAUGAGCGAGUUUGACCCUGAUUUCCAAGUGGACUUGGUUAGUUUUCCUGAGUAAUCCACUUUUGGAAAAUAAGCAAAAUGAAUCAUACAAUUCAAAGAAUGAAUAAAGUACGCUAAAAUUGUUGAAAAGAACUCAGAAGAUCAUUCACGUUGUGAGAUUUUGAGUUUUCACACUUUUUGUAAAUUGUUUUUGCUUCAAGACAGCAAAUUCGAUACUAAGAAAGUUGUUUUUGCUUUCAUCGUAAUACGAUAUUGAGUCAUCAGGAAACAGAAAAACCAUGAAUAAUUUUGAAGAUCUUCGAAAAUUUGAAAUCGAAGUCAGAAAUCCAGUUGCAUUCCGUGCAUUUAAUUUUUUUUAAUUUUUCUCAGAUGCCCAAGGGUCAACUAAGAUACUUCGGAACUGCUUUUUGGUUUCCCUAUUUUAUUUAGAAUGUUCCUCUUGUGUAACCUGCCUUGAUGGACUGUGAAUGUGAACAGCUUUUUAAACUUAUUCAAAAAAAUUUAUUUUUUUACAGGAAGCGCUUCAGUUCGAAGAAGAUUUCAACGGGGAGCAUCCCAAGGGCUCUAUGUAAUUCAUAGGAGUACUCUUUCUGCAUUUUUCUGUUAAACUCCGAAAGGAACAUUAAAAAAAACACAAAAACCUAAAAAAAAAAUAAAAACUUAUUUAAUAUUGGGUUGGACGGGUUUUCAACAAAAAAGGGAGAUGAAAAUUGAUAGGUCUCAAAGAAUUUUCCCAAAAAACAAGCCUUACCAACCUAAUGCCAAAAAAAACGUUUAUUUUUGCAUUUUACCGUGCCUUUGGUUUUUCUUAUUUUUUUGGUUUAUUCAUUAUACUUUUUCUUUUUGCUCUGUCCUAUUUUUGAACUUCUCCGUUAUGUCUCUCUGUUAAAUAAAAAUUUUUGGGUUGGGAAUUGAUUUUUAAAAAUUUUUUUCAUGUUGGUUCGAAAACCAAUUUUUUUAUCUACUGAAUUAAAAAAAUUUUUCUAUUUGUAGUUAAUUCUGGAAUUUUUUUGCACUAUUUCGCUUUUUUUCAUAACUUUUUUUUCCUCUAUCGAAUUUUUUUAAGGUCCUUUUUAAUGAUGCUUUUUUUCAUGGAUUAUUUAGUAUAUUUUAUUUUCCUGUUUCACAAAUAUUCAAAGUUCAUCGAGAUUAUUUUUCAUUCAUUUUUUUUGAAAAUUGAUUGUGUAUCACGUACGGUAAGUUAGGUAAGUUUUAUUUUCAUCAGGCUUGAAGUUUAGUUUUCACAUCGAAUUCAAAGUUUGUUCAAUAAGUCGUGAAGUCGAUUUUUCAAACUGUUUUUUGUUAACGUGAUUAUAUCUGUUCCAAUUGAAAAAUUUCUCAUUUUUCUGCAAGUACUUCAACUGAUGUUUUUGUUUGUAUGAGAAAUUAUCAAACUAUCCAAGCAAAACAUGAUUUCAGUAAGACCAUGGAUCCGAACGAACCAAUUCGUGAAGAAGUCGAAAACCAAGGAGUGGAAAACGAAGGCGUUGCCGAAGUGCCCAAACAUCAUGUGGAAAGUCGAGAUGAGACUCCGAAAAUUGAAGAAGAACUCGCAGGCAAUGAUGAAGCUGCAGUUGCUGAAGAUGCUGUGGUCCGCAGUGAGUUACGCUUUGAUUAAGAUCAUGCUCUACAAAUUCUGGCUUGUCUCCGAUUCCCCUCUUUCCUGAUCGGAGCCAUAACUGAACGCGUUUUGAUGAUUUUUUUUUAUUGCAAGAGUAUCUCGUUCAAAAAUAACAGCACAAAAUUGAAUACGUCUACAAAAAAAAAUGAAGGUAAAUUUCGAAAACUACAGACGGCGUGGGAAACGAAGCCGAAGCCGCGGCGGUUCCGAUGAUUCUGGAGAUGCCCGAGCACGAGCAAGAGGCCACGCGUAAGUUGGGACUUUGUCUGUCAAACAGUCACACAGUCUGACUUGUCUCCGACCUCUUUUCUCUCAUUGGUGAGAUAAGGAAAACGUUUUGAAACCCAAAUUUUCGAAGUCAGACUGAUCCAUUUUUGAAAAAGUUCGAAAUAAGCAAGAAAUAAUCAAAAAUCUUCCUGAAAAAGUAAAAAAAAAAUUGAAAAAAAUUCAGGCCGCGAGUAUGAUGAGUUGAGAGAGCGAUUGGCCGUUGUGAAUCGGUUCUUUCUUGCGCUCGCAGUGGGGCCAGAGGACGAUGCGGUUCUUGCCGAUUCGGACGAUGAUAUCGAUGGCUUUCUGAUGGACGCAAUGGUUCGUGGAAGAGGGGGACCGGAGGACGGCUUCGUGAGUCAAUUUUUUAUUUUCAUCAUCAAUUAAUCGAUUAUUUCGUUAUUUAAUCAGAGACGUAAUCGAGUGGGGAUAAAAAGGAUUUUCAAAGCUUUAACGAACUAACGUUUUCGGAAAACUAAAAGUCUAAGCAUGUAGUUGAUCAAGUUGAAAGCAUGAUCCAAAGGCCUUCUGCUUCGCUCUUUUUGGUCUAAUCAGUUGUGACUUGACGAGCUCAAACGUAGCUGAUGUUGUAGCUGGUGCCUGGAGACCGUGCUCAAGGUAGAAGCCUUGAAAUGAAAAAUGACCACUUCGAGUGAAAAACUCCACGAAAUUUCUAACUGUAAUUUUUCUUUUUUUAACUCAAUAGCUUUUUACGGAGGAUGAGCGACGUCUCCGUAAAUUUGAACAAAAAUUCGAAUAUAACUUUCUUGUAUGGGACUUAAAGAAGCUAAAAUUCGAAAUUAUAUCGGGUUUUCCUAGUAUUCCUUUCAUUUUAACAGGACGAUUCCGACGAGGACGACUGA
This is a messenger RNA of Caenorhabditis auriculariae, 4013 nucleotides long. The record is from the annotation of a GenBank genome assembly. NCBI's taxonomy places the organism in Eukaryota, Metazoa, Nematoda, Chromadorea, Rhabditida, Rhabditidae.